Messenger RNA from Rotaria sp. Silwood2, 741 nucleotides. The record is from the annotation of a GenBank genome assembly. Lineage: Eukaryota; Metazoa; Rotifera; Eurotatoria; Philodinida; Philodinidae.
AUGCCAAAAGUAACAAAAAGAAAAGUCAAUAAAAGUGAUGUACCUAAACGAAAUUCGAAAAAUAAUGAAGAAGAUACAACACUAAUGAUUACAGUUGUUAAUAAAACUGAUGAACCAAUAUCUACUAAAGGUAUUAAACGAAAAGCUUCGUCAUCAGUAGAAAAAAAUGUAAAAAAGACUUCAUCAAACAAUGAAAUAAAUUCAAUUGAACCAACUCAAGAAGUUGAUGAUGAUGCAGAAAUUCAAUUACCUACAACAAUGACAUUAAAAAAAUCUGAUCGUUUAUCAGCUAAAGGUAAUAAAGCAACAAUUAAACUUGCAUCAUGGAAUAUCAAUGGUAUUCGUGCAUGGUUAACGAAUGGUGGUUUAAAAUAUAUUGAACAAGAACAACCAGAUAUAAUGUGUUUUCAAGAAUUAAAAUGUGAUAAAGAUAAAAUUCCAAGUCAAGCAACACCAGCAGGUUAUAAAUCGUAUUGGCUUUCAGGCGAUACUGCUGGUUAUUCUGGUGUAGGUCUUUUAACAAAAAUCGAUCCAAUUGAUGUUAAAUUUGGUAUUGGUAUAGCUGAACAUGAUAAUGAAGGACGUGUUAUAACAGCUGAAUAUGAGAAAUUUUAUUUUAUUGUAUCAUAUAUACCAAAUAGUGGUCGUAAAUUAGUACGUUUAGAAUAUCGACAAGAAUUUAAUGAAGCAUUUAGAAAUUAUAUUAAAGAACUGGAUAAAAAGAAACCCGUGAUAUGGUAA